Messenger RNA from Thyridium curvatum, 1590 nucleotides. RefSeq lists its product as uncharacterized. Gene Ontology annotation, molecular function: zinc ion transmembrane transporter activity. Gene Ontology annotation, cellular component: Golgi apparatus; membrane. The record is from RefSeq and is a predicted model, not a curated record. Gene Ontology annotation, biological process: intracellular zinc ion homeostasis; zinc ion transport; transmembrane transport. The transcript has 3 exons. Lineage: Eukaryota; Fungi; Ascomycota; Sordariomycetes; Thyridiales; Thyridiaceae. Bases 1 to 1590 code for a protein of 529 amino acids.
AUGCACGUCCAUUCGCACUCGACGCCACCCUUCGGUGCUCUCGGCAAGUCUCUGCGACCGGAGAAGCCCAGCACUCCGGCCGAGAACGGGCACGCGCACGACCACGACCACGACCACGAUCAUAGUAAUGACCACGGCCACGACCACGGCCACGGCGAUGAGCAUAGCCAUGGCCAUUCUCACAACCUCCCGCAGUACCGAGCCAACUCGAACCAUCCCAUGCGCGGCCGUCCUAACCUUCCACCUCCUCUGUCAUCCGGACACGGCUGGACAAAGUCGAUCUCAGCCGGUGGAAAGCCUAUGAUAACGCCUACAAGUGCCGUGUUUGACAAGGUCUACUCGCCGCCGGCCCAGCUCGCUGUCAAGAGCCAUGCCCAUGACCAUGACCAUAGCUCCAUCCAGCGAUCAUCAGUGACCAGCUUUCUCCUCGACUACACAGCCAAAUGGCCGCUGUUGCACGCAAUAAUGACCGAGAAGGACUCUAGGAGGAUUUUCUAUUUUAUGAGUCUCAACUUCGGCUUCAUGACGAUUCAGGCGUUUUACGGCUAUGUCACAGACUCGCUUGGCUUGCUGAGCGAUAGUGUGCACAUGUUUUUCGACUGUGUGGCGUUGGGGGUUGGACUGUUUGCGGCAGUCGCAAGCAAGUGGCCUCCCAGCGAGAGAUUUCCGUACGGGUUCGGGAAGGUCGAGACCUUGAGCGGCUUCGCCAACGGUAUUUUCCUAGUACUCAUUAGCGUCGAAAUCAUGUUCGAGGCGUUCGAGCGGAUCAUCGAGGGCCACGAGACGAAACGGCUCGGCGAGCUGUUCAUUGUCAGCACGUUGGGCCUUUUGGUGAAUCUUGUCGGCAUGGCUGCGUUUGGUCACCACCAUCACGGGCACGACCACGGCGGCCACUCGCAUGGCCACUCGCACGGACAUGCUCACGACCACGGCCACUCGCAUGACCACGACUCGGGCUGCAAUCACGACAAGGACCACGACCACGACCACGACCACGCACACUCUCAUGAGCACGGACACGACCAUGCGCUUCCCCAUGCAGGUCACAGCCACAGCCAUGGGCACUGCCACGACAACGAAAACAUGUACGGGAUCUACCUGCACGUGCUCGCAGAUACGCUCGGCAGCGCAGCGGUUAUUGUAUCGACUAUCCUCACUCAUUUCUGGUCGUGGGCCGGCUGGGAUCCCCUAGCAUCAUUCCUGAUCGCGGUGCUGAUCCUGGGCUCUUCGAUCCCUCUGGUCAAGUCUUCGGCGCGCCGGUUACUGCUCACGAUUCCGGACCAGCUCGAGUACAACCUGCGCGACACGCUGUCGGGCAUUACGGGCAUCCGCGGGGUCGCCAGCUACACGGUGCCGAAGCUGUGGAUGGACGACCGGGGCGGCGCGGACGACAAGCUGUUGGGCAUGAUGCACGUGGUUGCGAUCCGCGGCGCCGACAUGGACGACGUGAGGGAGCGCGUGAGGAGCUACCUUGCGGGCAAGGGCAUUGACAUCACGCUGCAGGUUGAGAGGGAAGGUGACACGACAUGCUGGUGUGGCAACGGGCGCAGUCCUCUGGGCCACAGCGCAACCAGGAGUGUGGCGUUUUAG